AUGAGGAUUCAAAUAUGCUUUUUCCUCUUGGCACUUAUCCUGAGGGGGGAGGACAUCCGAGCUGUACACAUGCAGAGGAAGUCCAACUUCUUGUUUCUGAAUUACUCAUCCGCAAAGAAUGGUGCCAGCGCUUGCAGUGUGAUUUUCGACGCGAAGAAAGUUGGCGUACAUCACCGGGCGAUGAAGGCCGAUGUCGUGGGGUCAAAGAAGGUGGACGAGCCAAUGGUGAAGCAUUUUCAACUCGAUGAGAGAACCCCUAGUGUAGGAUCCAACAAAAUGAAGCAAAACAAUGUGGACGUUGAAAGAACUAAGGAAUACCUCCUCCCCAAGUGGGACAACGAAGCCAACUACAACAUUUAUUUGCCAGACAACAAUAUGGAGGAUUAUCUCUCAGAUGUGAAAAUAAGCAAAGAUGAAAUAACCAUGCUCUAUGAAGACAUGCAUCUAGGAAGGAUGUUCGAAAAUUUAGUUGCAAAAUUAUAUUACAGUAAAAGGAUAAAUGGGUUCGUGCAUCUAUACAAUGGACAAGAAGCCAUCAGCUCAGGAAUUAUUAAAAAUUUAAGAGCAUCUGAUUUUGUCACGAGCACAUACAGAGAUCAUGUGCAUGCCAUUAGCAAAAAUGUGCCUCCAAAAGAGGUGCUUAAUGAGUUGUAUGGAAAUUAUUAUGGUAGUACCAACAGAGGCAAAGGUGGGUCCAUGCAUAUUUACAGUAAGCGUGAAAACUUCAUUGGGGGGUUUGGCUUCAUCGGCGAACAAAUCCCCAUCGCCGUCGGUUUGGCUUACAGCAUUUUGUACAAGCGGGAAUUCCCCCUGGAGGGGGAGAUACAUCCCUCUGGGGGUGCAGUUUCUCCAAAGGGAAAUCUUCUUUCACCCAGUGAAGAUAGUAACGUGGUGGUAUGUUUCUUGGGAGAUGGCACGGCAAACAUUGGACAGUUUUUCGAAUCACUAAACCUGGCGGCCACGUAUAACCUUCCAAUAAUUUUUGUCAUCGAAAACAAUAACUGGGCAAUAGGAAUGGAGGGAUCGAGGAGCUCCACAGAUGAUCUCCAAAACAAUUACUCUAAAGGAAAGGCAUUCAAAAUAGACACAUACAAAGUAGAUGGAAACGAUGUAAUAGGGUUGUACAAAUUAGCAAAAAAAAAAAUAAAUCAAAUGAGAAGGAGAGAAUGUGGACCUGUUCUCAUAGAAGCAAUCACCUACCGUGCGAAAGGACACUCACUUGCAGAUCCAGAUGAACUUCGAAUACAAGAAGAAAAGGCGUCCUGGAAAAAAAGAGAUCCAAUUAUACAUUUGGCUAACUACAUGAAAGAAAAAAAUAUCGUUGAUGAAUCAUUCUUUGAGGAAAUUAAAAAAAAAACGAAACAUAUUCUGACGGAAGCUGAAAUGGACGCAAACGACAAUCAGAAGAAGAGCCAAACCGUUAACAUCACUCAACUGUUAAGGGAAAAUAUUUACGCUCCUUCGGAGAGGGUACCCUUCCAGGAGGAUUACAACAAGUAUGCGAAAUAUGACCAUCUCGUUGAUUCGGAACUAGGCGAGUACUACGAGGCACUUUGCAAAGAGAUGGACAGAAAGCUGAACAACAGGAAGCCAGAUCCCUCUGAACACUUUGCAAGUAAGGAUCUCCCCUUGGUCAUCGAUUAA
Molecule: messenger RNA, 1644 nt
Organism: Plasmodium knowlesi strain H
Lineage: Eukaryota; Apicomplexa; Aconoidasida; Haemosporida; Plasmodiidae
Product: pyruvate dehydrogenase E1 component subunit alpha, putative
Exons: 1
Coding region: 1-1644 (547 amino acids)
Molecular function (GO): oxidoreductase activity, acting on the aldehyde or oxo group of donors, disulfide as acceptor
Source: RefSeq, a predicted model, not a curated record